Molecule: messenger RNA, 8752 nt
Organism: Phasianus colchicus (ring-necked pheasant)
Lineage: Eukaryota; Metazoa; Chordata; Aves; Galliformes; Phasianidae
Gene: LRRN1
Product: leucine rich repeat neuronal 1
Molecular function (GO): protein binding
Source: RefSeq, a predicted model, not a curated record
GUGCACAGCUGCUCCCAGCUCACACCUGUGUGUAAGAGCUGUGUGCCCUGGCCUGGAUGCAACAGCCUCGCACCAGGAGGCCACAGCAACAGCUCCUGAUGGCCUGCACUGCUGUCAGAAGCCACGAGGAAAAGCCUUCAUGGCCGUUCACCCAUUAGCACGUGAUGGGAGUGCAGCAGAAAAGGUUUCACAUUCUGCAUGUUACCACUUUUACACCUAGAGUAAAUAGAAAUGAUAGGCUUGCAGUUAAACACUCUGAUUUUCUUUCAGGCACUCUGGCUUUCUAAGAAGCUUUGAGGGGGGUUCCUAGCAAAAUGAUAAAAUGAGCUUAGAGUCCCUCCUCAUGAAACAUUCACACAGCAGAUCAUCUGGGAAAACACAUCAACCAAAAGGAAAAGCUUUGCAAUUAAUAAUACAUUAGAGAAGUGAGGUGGAAUCGUGUGUGAAGUGACUGACCUGCUUUAAAAACACUGCCUGGUGUCAACCCAGCUCCUCAUUACAGAAGUCCCCACAUAAAGAUGAGCUCUGCCUGCAUGCAGACAACUGGCAGUAAAAGGAAGGGUGAAUCACAAUAACCGGUGCUAUUGAAGAGCUGGUUUAUUUCUACUGAGAAAAAAAAAAUAACCCAAUCCCAAUCAGCAGGUAAAAUGCUGUGCUGGGCCAAAACAAAGACCUUAAUUCUCAGGUUUUGUGUACCAGUGCCAUGGAGACUGGUGCAAGAGCUGCUCACACAGAGAUGGGUUUUGAGGCCUAUGCACACGUGACUGCAUACACACUUUUGCACCUGCAAUCACUUACACCAUUUGUGCCUGCAAUUAUUAUAUCUGCAUGCAUAAUUAGGAGUGCAUUAUGCAAAUAACCAGUUAUUGAUGUAAUUGGUCAUUGGCUUACACGGCUGUGUAGUGGCAAUUUGCAUGUGCAGCUCUGGUACCUUCCCGAAUAAAUCCAGCACACUCCUGCAAUUUUGAAAAUAAAUACACAGCACCUACAGAACCAGGUGAAAAGAAAACCUCACAGUGUUUCAGCUCACGAACAGAAAGUGGCAGCAAAGUUGAAACCUGCUGGCACAAGAUGCAAACUGCAAUACCUCUUUCUCAACUUACCUCACGAAUGAGCCUUCAGAUAUAAUCAUUUCUCUUCCAAAAACUCCAGCUGACUGUUGCUGUUUGUACAGACUUAUUCAGUCUCACAUUGCUUAGGAGCUGUGACUGUUGGACCACAGGGCAGCAGAUCCCCACCUGCCCAGCACCACAUUUCUUUUAGGUAACAGCCCUCCUACCAAAUCUUCCCACCUGACACCACUUCUUGACAGAAAGACAUAUCAGAGUCUCACAGCACAGUUCGGGGUAAUGGAUUAUGCAUACACUCAGGACAGUAAGCAGCUUAAUGUCUGCUUCAGAGAAGAAAUGCAGUGACACACGCGACAGGUCACAGAGAGCUGCAUUGUUUUGUUAUUGUCCAAGGCACGCCAGCAAGAGCCUUUGGAAGGUCUGAAGAGCAGCAAUUGUGGUGCAAACGUAUAUGGCAGCAAACAUCACACACACACAGCCAUGCACGAGAGAUGGAGGCGAUCCAGGAAAACUGCUGAAGAGUGAAACUGAUGUGAAGAGAGUGGAGGAAGAAGGCUAUGAAGCCAAAGGGCAUGGAAGGAGAGAAGAUGAGAACAAGGAGGUGGUCAAAAAGGACGCUGUGUAUUCCACAUGGUGGGAAACCUCAUGUUUUCCUGUGCUCUUCUCAAGGCUGUGUGAGCUGGAUUGUUUGGGAGGAGCACCCAGCGCUGCCUGAGCACUGCUGGCUGGAAAGCAUCUGUGGGGUUUUGCCUGCAGCAGCUCAUGGGAGAUGACACCAGAGAGAAAUGCUUCCCCUCGGUCCAAGCAGCACAGCAGCAGCUGCUCCUGGAGUUGUCACUGCUGCACAGAGUGCCAAGUGGAAGAACCACCACUUCACCUCCUUCACCACACAGAAGCAUUCAUUUGCAGUCUGCAGGAGCAAAUGCUUUUUUAGAUUCCCAUCUUAGCACUAUUCUCAUUCCUGUUAUCUUAAUGUUGUGAAAACUGCCUAGAAAUGCAAACAUCAGAUUGCAAACUUACUGUGGUUGCUGUAUUUCACAUCUUUGUUGUUUGCCUUAUAGGUUUGAGGUUCAUCACAUUUAUGCCCUUCAAGCUUUUCUAUGCAAUCAGAAGCAAUCAAACUUUUUUAUAAAAAAAGCAAAGCCAGCAUUUUUUUAGUACAGUCUCAUGUUGAUAUGCUUGAAUUUUAAGAAACCUACAAGCUGCCAAUCAUUAUCCCUAUAAACCUAUGCAUUUUUGCAGGUGACACUGGUCCCAGCAGGGAGCCACACCAAGACAGGGCUGCUGCAGCCAUUCCUGCUUGCUUGGCAGCUCCAACGUGCAAGCUGUGGUGUAAAAGUUUAUUUGUGAGUGCUUCACAAGUUCCUCAUGGAUCUUGGCAGAAAGUGGAGCCUGUUGGGUGUGUAAUUUCAAACAGCAGAAGCCUGGAACACAGACAGCAUCGCCUGCAAUGACAGACAAGUGCUGAGCUGCUUAGGAAAAUCAAAUAUGGAAAACAUUUGUCCUCUGCUACAAACCUGCAGCUCUCCUCUAGCGUUGUGAACACAGAGCAGAUCAUGAGCACUCUGAAUGCCCAGACAAACCUCACUGUCAGUGGCACUGCCAACAUGUGUGGAACAUUCAUACACAUUAGGAGACCGGGAGGAACAGGGCAGCAGCACUGAGGCCAUGAGGAUUCAAAAGAGAAUUCUGUAAAAAGGUGCGUGAGGAUGGCAAGCAGCUAACGCUGUGUGACAGGAUGGAACAACUGCAUGGAGAGAGGGAAAAUAAAUUCCCUGCCCUGAAACAGAAAAGAACCGAAGCCAUCCACAACACAGGGGAAGCAUCAGCUGUGACAUUACCUCUACAUCAGUAAUAAGUGAGAGAUGGAAAAGCAGCAUCCGGACUGAUGGGAGCACAGCCGCCGUGGAAGGCAGCAUAGCUCUUUGGAUGGCAUUUAUGAGUUCCUUCUGAAAAUUCAAUUUCCUUGAAUAUGAAAAACUUCACUUCUAAUGUUAUCCGAAUGACCUUUUGGACUUUAAGAAAAAAAAAAAAAAUCACUGCCUCAAGACGAAAAUCCAGCCAUUAACCAAAGACAAUACUUGCUACACAUUUAACUUCCUGUUACCUCAUUGUAAGCCUUUCUCACCAUAAAUCACAAGGCCCACUUUGGGGUCAUUUCCUGGAAAGGCAUCACAUCCCAGCAGCACCCCAGGAGAGGCACUGAGGGCAGCACGCCACGAACACCACUAUAGGACUGCACAGCCCUCACAUGAGGAUGGAGGGGAAAAAAAUCAUCCCACCUAAUGGCCGCCUACUUGCUUAGUUGGGGUUUUUGUCAAUAAAAGCAUUAAGGCUGCUGAGGUGUGCAGAAUUCCCAUUAUCUUAUGUUAAUAAAGCGCAUGAGAAAGGAGGCAAUACAGCACCCCUUCACAGCCUUCACAUUGGCUGGUUAAAUAAACAAUAAAAAGAAAUAGGAAAUAAUGAUUUAAGGGUACGAAGAACAGCUGACAUGUACAAUGCUGCUAUGGUGCCAGCCAGCCCCUGGCACUGAGCUCCAGGAACUCAGAGAAUUGUUCUCUUCUGUCCUGUCACUGCCAAGGGAAAAAUGCAAGUCAGUAGUUCCAAACUGGGAUAACAAAAAAAAGAGACAAAACAGAAAUUGGGAGUGAGUGGGAUCUGACCAUCCCCAGUUUCCAAUGGAAAUGGACAGUUAGAUCCUCAACUUUCAGGCUCGGGUUGCUCUUUGGCUUGACGUGGCAUCCUAUUUUCUCCUUGCCGAUACACCAGACUCUUAUUUAAGCAGCCAUCGGUACACAGCGUGGUUUCAGUGAGCAGCACCACUUUACUCACCAGCAGGACGAUCUCCUCCAUCUCCAACCACCUCAAUUGGAAACGGACUCGGGUGCAGCUGCAGCACCUGCAAGCAACUGCUCCGCAGGUGAAAGAUCCCUUCCCUUUAGAGGGCAGAAAUCAAACGCAGCCUUUACCGGCACCGCGUUACCGCACAGCACGCACCACUCGGGCUCUACGCCUUUGUCCUUCGUAUCGCUCGCGCUGAAGUUCAUAAAGCACCUGAAAGCAGGACUCGCACGGCAGGUGGGAGCCAGCCGGCAGCACGCACCGCUCGAGGGCACAGCGCUGCGGAACGGCAGGAGCCCUUCCCCCGCAACGUGCCGGCAGCCUUCCGAGCACCGGGACGAGGAACCUGCGCCUCGCACCCUCCCGCCAGCAGCUGUUGACUCUGAAGCCUAAUGACGAGUUAAUGAGCAGCACGUGGACCCGCGCCCCGUCUGCACCCAGGGCCGGGGGGAGGAGCAGCUCCUGGGCACCGCGCUGUGCCUCCGGGCCGCGCCGAGCAGAGCCCGGCUCUGCCCUCUGCACCUCCCGCGGGUGGCUGUGGGCGUGGAUGGGAUCCCUCUCCUUACAGAUGAGCCGCUCGAUUGCAGCAUCUUAGGGAUGCGAGAUAUGUACAAGGAGAAGGACUACAGGUGCGCGCAAGGACGUCCUAAAGCUUUCCGCGCUCCCUGCGCCCGCAGCAGCCGCGCGCCGCGGGGCGGGGCUACGUGGGGAAGAGCGAGGCGAGUGGGCGUGGCCUCUUCUCGCCCCGCCCCGCGCAGAUGGUGCCGCCGCGGCGGGGCAGCCAAUCAGAGCGCAGCCCGUCAGCUGACCGCCAGCGCCUACCCAGGUGCGCGCCGGCGGCGGCACAGAGCGAGCGGGCGGGCGGCAGGCGGGUGGCAGCGCGGCGCUGCGCUCCUCCCUUCGGUCCCUCCGCCUUCUCUCCGCCGCGGAUGUCGGCGCCGCCGCUGCGUGGGGGAGAGGAGCGGCCGCGCGGACAGCGCCCCCCCGGGCGCCGGCACGGAUUUGUAGAAGAUCCUGGAACACAGAGGAGCAGCUGAGAGCCUUCAGACCAUUUACUGUCUUCUCUAACCUUACAAAAUCAACUUGCAUCUUCUGGAUGUCCAAGCCUUUCACACCAAAUUUUAAGCUUUACAUUUCCUGCCUGACAACAAAUUACACUCUUGGUCUGUUGUUAUUUUAAGGGCCUGGGGAGCUGAAUUCACUAGCUGACCAUCAUGGCUAAGAUUAGAUUAGUUUUAACUGUUUGCCAGGUGGUGCUAGAAUUGCUAACGAAUUCAUUAACUGAGUCUUCCGUACAGAGUAAUGAAUGUCCCCAGCUUUGUGUAUGCGAAAUCAGGCCAUGGUUUACACCACAGUCAACAUACAGGGAAGCCACAACAGUUGACUGCAAUGACCUUCGUUUAACAAAAAUCCCCAGCAAUCUUUCCAGUGACACUCAAGUCCUUCUGUUACAAAGCAACAAUAUUGCAAAGACCACAGAUGAACUCCAACUGCUAUUUAAUUUAACAGAGUUAGAUUUUUCACAAAAUAACUUCACAAGCAUCAAAGACGUGGGCCUCUCAAAUCUUACUCAGCUAACUACUUUGCACCUGGAGGAAAACCAGAUCAUGGAGAUGACUGAUUACUGCUUGCAAGACCUUUGCAAUCUUCAGGAGUUAUAUAUAAAUCAUAAUCAGAUCAGCAGCAUUUCUGCAAAUGCAUUCUCUGGCCUGAAGAAUCUUUUAAGAUUACAUCUCAACUCCAACAAAUUAAAGGUUAUUGACAGCCGUUGGUUUGAUUCUACUCCUAACUUAGAGAUUCUUAUGAUUGGAGAAAAUCCGGUGAUUGGAAUACUAGAUAUGAACUUCAAACCACUCUCCAAUUUAAGGAGUCUUGUUUUGGCAGGUAUGUAUCUCACAGAUAUCCCUGGCAAUGCCUUGGUAGGCUUGGACAGUCUUGAAAGUCUUUCCUUCUAUGACAACAAGUUGGUUAAAGUUCCUCAGCUUGCACUUGAGAAAGUUCCAAAUCUAAAAUUCCUAGAUCUCAACAAAAAUCCAAUUCAUAAAAUUCAAGAAGGUGAUUUUAGAAACAUGCUUAGGUUGAAAGAGCUUGGAAUCAAUAACAUGGGAGAGCUUGUUUCCGUGGAUAGGUAUGCGCUGGACAACCUGCCUGAACUUACAAAGCUGGAAGCCACCAACAACCCAAAGCUGUCUUACAUCCAUCGUUUGGCAUUUCGUAACGUCCCUGCCCUGGAGAGUUUGAUGCUGAACAACAAUGCCUUGAACGCUGUCUACCAAAAAACAGUGGAGUCCCUCCCAAACCUGCGUGAGAUCAGCAUCCACAGCAACCCCCUGCGGUGCGACUGCGUCAUUCACUGGAUCAACUCAAACAAAACCAACAUCCGCUUCAUGGAACCUCUCUCCAUGUUCUGCGCCAUGCCUCCAGAGUACAGAGGACAACAGGUAAAAGAAGUGCUAAUACAGGAUUCAAACGAGCAGUGUCUUCCAAUGAUCUCUCACGAGACCUUUCCAAAUCACUUAAACUUGGACAUUGGCAUGACAGUGUUUUUAGACUGUAGAGCCAUGGCAGAACCCGAGCCAGAAAUUUACUGGGUCACUCCCCUUGGAAAUAAAGUAACGGUUGAAAGCCUCUCUGACAAAUACAAGCUGAGCAGCGAAGGCACCUUGGAAAUCUCCAACAUUCAGAUUGAAGACUCUGGGAGGUACACCUGUGUUGCUCAGAACAUAGAAGGAGCUGACACCAGGGUCGCCACAAUCCGGGUGAACGGAACGCUUCUGGACGGCACCCAGGUUCUGAAAAUCUUUGUGAAGCAAGCUGAAUCGCAUUCCAUUUUAGUUUCUUGGAAAGUUAACUCCAAUGUCAUGACUUCCAAUUUAAAAUGGUCAUCAGCUACUAUGAAGAUCGACAACCCUCACAUUACAUACACCGCUCGGGUCCCAGUUGACGUACAUGAAUAUAACCUCACGCAUUUACAACCUUCUACAGAUUAUGAAGUGUGUCUCACUGUGUCCAACAUCCACCAACAAACACAGAAGUCCUGUGUUAACGUUACAACAAAAAACGCAGCUUUUGCGCUUGAUAUUUCAGACCAAGAAACCAGCACUGCUCUGGCAGCGGUAAUGGGAUCAAUGUUUGCUGUAAUUAGCCUUGCCUCCAUUUCUGUUUACAUUGCAAAAAGAUUUAAGAGAAAAAACUACCACCAUUCAUUGAAAAAAUAUAUGCAAAAGACCUCCUCAAUCCCCCUGAAUGAGCUCUAUCCUCCACUUAUUAAUCUCUGGGAAGGCGACAGCGAUAAGGACAAGGAUGGUUCUGCAGAGACCAAGCCAACCCAAGUCGACACAUCCAGAAGCUAUUACAUGUGGUAACUCAGAGGAUAUUUUGCUUCUGGUAGUAAGGAGCACAAAGACUUUUUUGCUUUAUUCUGCAAAAAUGAGAAGUUGAAGACUUUUGUAUUUUUGACUUUGCUAGUUUGUGGCAGAGUGGUGAGGACAGGUGGAUAUUUCAGAAUUUUUUAGUAUAGCGUAUCGCAAUUGUUUGACACAAAUGGCAGCUUCACCUAGCUUCCACAUUUCUUCUUUUUUUUCCUUUUUUUUUUUUUUUCCUUCUUUUUUUAGUUAUUGUGCUAAACUUAAUGCUGUUCUAACUGCAGUGCUGAAUAAAAUUAAUGAGAGGCUGGGGUUACCUGUGAUUCAAAAGUAGCACAACCCCGUUCUUCUGAAGCCAUCAGUAGAGUACAGUAUCUUGCAAAGCUAACAUACAGUUUUGAAACUGCAUUGAACUAGUUUUGUAACGCUGGUCUGAGGACUCAAAGUGAGAAAAAGGAGACCUUGAAGGAUGUUAGUUGACUGUACUGUAAUGUUGUAUCAACUGAUCUGAAUGUUUUUGACUUUGGACAAUGAGUUAUCAUUUUUCUUUCUGUAGUAGUUGAAAAGGCUUAGGUAAAGCUAACAGGCAAUAGAAAUAUGUACACCCAGGUUUUUAGUGUAACAGACUAAAUGUUAAUUGUUCUCUUCUUUUUGUUAUCUUCAGUAGACACCUUUGAAAAACACUAGAGUUUUGUUGCGCUUAAGCCACCGCCCCUGGUGUUUAACAAAGGCAGAGCUAUAAUAACUUUAGUUUUAUUCUGAUUUUUUUUAUUUUAGAAGUCACAAUAAUGUAUUGGUUUUAGAUGUCACUAGUUUGACUGGUGAUCAUGUUUUGACAUAAAAUAUACCCAAAAUGUCAUAGAAAAAUAUUGUGUUUUUUUCUCGAUGGGAUUACAUUUCAACUAAGUGGCAGGGUUGGCUUUUCGUUGUUGUUUUUUAUGCAUUUAUUUUAAUAGUGUUCUCUGCACUGGAUGCAAAAUACUGAAAAUAAUUAGAAAACUAGGUCUGGCUUUUAGACUGUAAGUCACAUGCAGAAUCAAAACUGUCUGGCAUAAGGUACACAGCAAAAGCAAUUCAGCGUAUAAAAACUUUUCCUUUUUGUAUACUUUUCUGUUCAUAUUCAGAGCUGAGACGCAAAUGAAGCUGACAUUUAGCUGUCAUUAUGAUCAGUUAGGACAAAAACCAACUCAGUGCUCCCAAACUGAAAGAAAACAACCAAAUCCUUGGCAUACACGUUUGAAAAAAAAAAAAUGUGAAUGGGAUUUAUGUUCCCUCAAAAGCAAAAAGUGAGAUAGCUAAACCUAACCAAACAGUAACAAGUUUGGGUCCGAUAUGGAACUAUAGUUUCACCAGGUUUCAAGUCAACAAGUACUCUGAGCAUUUCACUGAAUUAGUAUGUUAAAAGUGGAAGACCUCAGCAAGCACUGGUGUUUGUGUGUGCACUGGGUAUGACAUAAACACAUAACGGACAGUUGA